Hypomesus transpacificus is the source of this 1154-nucleotide messenger RNA. It is a transcript of the gene pin1, whose product is annotated as peptidylprolyl cis/trans isomerase, NIMA-interacting 1. Gene Ontology annotation, cellular component: cytosol; nucleus. The transcript is spliced from 4 exons. Bases 82 to 555 code for a protein of 157 amino acids. The record is from RefSeq and is a predicted model, not a curated record. Lineage: Eukaryota; Metazoa; Chordata; Actinopteri; Osmeriformes; Osmeridae. Gene Ontology annotation, molecular function: protein binding; peptidyl-prolyl cis-trans isomerase activity.
AAAUUGUAUUGAAAGUGUGUGUCGUCAACCCAUAUUUGUUUCUCUGCUGGCCAGCUCGUGUGUUUUGGUGUUAGUGAAAAAAUGGCAGAUGAUGAGAAGUUACCGUCCGGAUGGGAGAAGCGCAUGAGCCGUAGUUCAAGUAGGGUGUACUACUUCAACCACAUCACCAACGCCAGCCAAUGGGAGCGUCCGGGUGCAGGGGAGGGGGGCGGGGACCCAGACAAGGUGCGCUGCUCUCACCUGCUGGUGAAGCACAACCAAUCACGUCGCCCGUCCUCCUGGAGGGAGGAGAACAUCACCAGGACCAAGGACGAGGCGCUGGAGCUCAUUCAGAAGUACAUAGAGCAGAUCAGGUCAGGAGAGGAGGAGUUUGAGGCUCUGGCAUCUCACUUCUCUGACUGCAGCUCUGCCAGGAACGGAGGAGACCUGGGGCUGUUUGGACACGGCCAGAUGCAAAGGGCGUUUGAGGAGGCCUCGUUCGCUCUGAAGGUAGGGGAUAUGAGCGGUCCUGUCUUCACCGACUCAGGAGUGCACAUCAUCCUCCGCACUGGUUGAGCCUGUCGCCAUGACGAAGCCACACCUCCUGGCCCUGCCCUCAAGAACUCUGGCCCCGCCCACCCCACACACACCCUUCUGGGCCCUGCCCCUUCCCCUCUUGGCCCCUCCCUCUAUCUUCAUGCAAGGUUCUUAAACCCUUCCUUCAUUUAACCCUCGUCCCUCCUUCCCUCACUCUCUCCCUCCCUCUCUCCAUCAUCCUGCCCUCUUGACUUAAACAUUCUACACCUUUUACCAGAUUACCGCCCCGAAGAUAGUUGCCAUGCGGUAUGUAUGUGUGUGUGUGUGUGUGAGAGAGAUCAUGUGGACCAUGCCCCUCCCCUUUCCCAUUGCCUCACCAUCUCCUUUUUCCUUUGUCUUCCUGUACUCCUCUACCUCUCAUCUUCUUCUCUCUUUCCUUCUAGUCCUCUUCUCUCUCUCUUUCCUCCCCUUCCUGCUUCUACCCGCCCACCAUUAUCACUGUAGUCUCCCCACCAAACCAACCCUGUAAGCUCCUCUCUCCGUGGGGAGAUAAGAUACCACAUACCAGAGUGCAUGCUCUUGUGUUUCUGCAUAGGAACUGUUCAUCCUCAAUAAUUAAAGGACUCUUAUUUUGUAAA